CGAUUGAAGAACCCAGAAGAUAUGCAGAUGGAAAGAAAAGUUAGCGAAAAAGCAGUGGAGAGCAUUACCCAAAGGCUUUCAGCUCUCGAUAAUCUCUACUUCCCACGCGCCCUUCAAUCUUCCGCCACCGAUCCCUCCAAUCGCAAAUCCAUCCUCCACGACCUCCUUUCACGCGACGUCCCCGUCUUCUUAGAAAGAUAUGGGUCUCAGCUGACUAUUGACGAACUCCACGAAUUCGAUGCACUUAACGAUGACUAUGAAGUUAAUUGGCACUUAAAACAUCUUAGGAGCAAGAUGAGCCCAACUUCAGAGGAACUGAAAUCAAGGUCGGUGACUGUCAAGAAUCGAAGGCGGGCUUACUUGAACAAAUUGGUGUUUGAUGGGCAGUAUUUCUCGGAGGAUGCGAUGAGGGAAAGGGAACCUUAUUUGCAUCAUGAAUAUUUAGGGAGGUUUCAGGAUUUACGUGAGAGAAGCAUGGCCAGGCCUGGGGAACGCUGGUCUGAGACUCUGAUGAGGAGGUGCGAAGAAGCUAGGUUGGUUGCUAAGAUUAGAGAGGAGCAGCAGAGGCUUGGUGUGGCUCAAAAAGAUUGGGUUGGCAAUGAGAACAUUCUUCGACAACAACAGGAGGAGGAAGAGGAGGAGGAAGAAGAAGAAGAAGAAGAGGAGGAGAUAAUAGAGAAGAUGUACCGAGGGCAGAGAGGGAUUGGUGUGUCCAAGGGAGAGUUGGGGGCGGUGGAUCGGAAGCGGAUCAACGAUGCGCUCGAUAAGCAGCUGGAACGAUCUUCGCCGUCCACUUCGAGAGUGAUCAACGGAAAGGAGAAGUCCGUGCAUUACCUCCUUACGGGGAAGCAUCCAUCUGAUCAUCAUCUCGACUCUCGCCCUGUUUCUCUGCCCAAAGCAGACGCCGAAGAUGAAUCUGAAACAGACAACGAGGAAUCGGAUGUUAGUGGUUCUGAUGGGGAUGGCACAUCUUGGAUCUCAUGGUUUUGCAACCUACGUGGAAAUGAAUUCUUUUGCGAAGUUGAUGAUGACUACAUACAAGAUGACUUUAACCUUUGUGGACUAAGCAGCCAAGUUCCUUAUUACGAUUAUGCACUUGAUUUGAUUUUGGAUGUUGAAUCUUCUCAUGGAGAUAUGUUUACAGAGGAGCAAAAUGAAUUAGUUGAAUCUGCAGCUGAGAUGCUUUACGGUCUGAUUCAUGCCAGAUACAUAUUGACAAGCAAAGGAAUGGCUGCUAUGCUAGAUAAGUACAAGAACUAUGAUUUUGGAAGAUGCCCCAGAGUUUACUGCUGUGGACAACCUUGUCUUCCAGCUGGUCAGUCAGAUAUCCCUCGUUCAAGCACCGUUAAAAUAUACUGCCCUAGAUGUGAAGAUAUCUACUACCCUCGUUCCAAGUAUCAAGGCAACAUAGACGGAGCCUAUUUUGGGACCACAUUUCCACCUCUGUUUCUGAUGACAUAUGGGCACCUGAAGCAACAGAAGGCAACACAAAGCUACGUUCCAAGAGUAUUUGGGUUCAAGAUCCACAAGCCAUAAUACCGGACCGAGUUAAAGCCUCCCUUAUGGGCAAAUACUCAUAGUUUGGAAGUAAUGGUAUUGAAAGAUGAGGCAUAGUUUGACAAUCCUCCCCAAGUAAUCAUGU
This is a messenger RNA of Hibiscus syriacus, 1642 nucleotides long. Its product is annotated as casein kinase II subunit beta-1-like. Gene Ontology annotation, cellular component: protein kinase CK2 complex; cytoplasm. The transcript is spliced from 7 exons. Bases 22 to 1536 code for a protein of 504 amino acids. NCBI's taxonomy places the organism in Eukaryota, Viridiplantae, Streptophyta, Magnoliopsida, Malvales, Malvaceae. The record is from RefSeq and is a predicted model, not a curated record. Gene Ontology annotation, molecular function: protein kinase regulator activity.